AUGUUCCUCCUGGCGGCACUGCGCCGCUGGAAGUCUUCCACCUGCUUCCUGCAUCGACUCAUGCUGUGCACCGAAAGGGGGGCUGUAGUUGAACUGGGGUACAGUCGGGACAGCCCAUCUUCACUAAUAACUGAAUGUUGUGAAGUGGAGUGGAGUGUUGUCCUGUUUCAUGUAAUUUGUCUUUGCUUUCUAGUGUCUAAGCCAGGCCAGCCUGAGGAUGCUGGCAGACAGCUCAAGAAAAAGAAGAGGAAGAAACCCAGGAAGCAAGCUGAGAAGGCAAAUGCUCCUUCAACCAAACAGGUGGCCUCUAACACCACCAGGCCGACCCCAGGACAGAAAGCAGCCCCUCAAGCCAGCGAAUCACCUCCACAGGGUGUUACACAGAGCAGAAAUGAGAGUUUGGUCACAGGGAGCAAAAGUGAAGUGGGUUCCCCUUCUUUUUCCGCAAUGAAUCUCCUGCGUCAGAGACUACACGAGAAGAUUAAAAAAGCUUCUGGAAAAGAUGAUGCCAAAGAAUUGCCCCCUGCAGUCCUGGAGAAGAGGCAGCGAAGAAAGUAUGAGAGAGAGAGAAAGAAGCGCCGAAGGAAGGAGUUGAAGAUGAAGGCAAAAAUGGUGAAGAAAGAAACUGAGGAGGUACCGGUAGAGCCAGAAAGCAAAAAGGAGGAGAGCACAGCUGAGGUGGUCUUUAACAGGGUCGAAGUCCAUGAAGAGAAUGAGUUGAGCAAGAUCCAGAAGAAGAAAGAGAAGAGGAAGGCAGUGAAAGGCAAUAUCACUCCUCUGACGGGCAGAAACUACAAGCAGCUGCUGAACAGGCUGGAGACCAGGAAGAAUAAGCUGGAGGAACUCAAGGAUAAGGACCAGAAGAAAGCUGAGGAGCUAGAGAACAAGAUGAAAUGGACAAAUGUCCUCUAUAAGGCGGAAGGCGUGAAGAUUCGCGAUGACGAGGAGCGUCUGAAAGAAGCUCUGAAGCGUAAGGAGAAGCGUAAAGCGCAACGCCAAAGGCAGUGGGAGAAGCGGACAGAAAAAGUGGUAGAAAAGAUGCAACAGCGGCAGGAAAAGCGUCGCAAGAACAUUCAGAAGAAGAAGAAGGAUCGGAUAGAGAAGAAGAAAGCCAGGGCGCGGAAGAAGGGCCGGGUUCUGCCCGAGGACUUGAAAAAGGCUGGCUUAAAGUGAGAGGCGGGCAGCCAGCCCUCGCGGCUGGGGUGGAACUUCUGCUUGGGGGGGUCACGGGUGAACUGUCACACGCCGCAGACCGUCUGUCUGUCACUGUCCGUCUGUCACCGUCCGGAGGCGGCGCCCGAGGAAUCCAGCCCGUGGGGCAGUCACUGCCAUGGCUUCCCGACUUAACAACAGAAAAAAGCCUAUUGUCUGCUGUUAAUUAAAUUUCCUAAC
This is a messenger RNA of Egretta garzetta (little egret), 1392 nucleotides long. It is a transcript of the gene SURF6, whose product is annotated as surfeit 6. Gene Ontology annotation, biological process: ribosomal large subunit biogenesis; ribosomal small subunit biogenesis. Lineage: Eukaryota; Metazoa; Chordata; Aves; Pelecaniformes; Ardeidae. Gene Ontology annotation, molecular function: RNA binding; DNA binding. The record is from RefSeq and is a predicted model, not a curated record. Gene Ontology annotation, cellular component: nucleolus. The coding region runs from base 1 to 1173 and encodes 390 amino acids. The transcript is spliced from 5 exons.